AAUCACAAUCUCCUACGGCGAGCGCGUUGGUCCAAUCUGCAUGAGCUAUGCAAAUCCUGCAACGAAGUUUCCCCCAGUAGCAGCAUGCUUCAGUGACAGCGGUUAGCUCCUCAGAUGUUUCAUUUUCUCUUUAAUUAGCAACGCCAGGAAGGGUCUGAUAGCGAAGUGUCACCGACGAAUAACCGACGAGCAACGAGGUCGCUAUGUUUGUGCAAACAGGCUCCUAUUAACCGGAAACCAGAGAGAGAGCUAGGUGCUAACAGCUAGCAGCUCUGUGGCCAUUUCGCCGGUACAGGCGGACCUCUUUGUCUGACAGGGGAAGGCGUGCUCUUUUGUUAGGCUUUUCCCUUUGUCCACUCGGGAAAGAGGAACUGUUUGGUCGGUGUUUCGCAUUUAUCUGCAGAAAGAAAAAUAAAAGCAUUUAGAAAAUGCAAAUCGCGAAAAAGUAUUUCUCCGAAGGCCUGAUUCAGUUAACGAUCCUACUCAGUCUGAUUGGAGUUCGUGUGGACAUCGACAGCUACCUCAGCGGCUACUACUCGCCUCUGAUAGAGAUUAACUUGGGUCCUAGCUCAGCCUACACCCAGACACCCUUCCACCAUUUGAGAGACAAUCUUGACGGGUAUAGUGUGCAUCCAAAAUGUCCCGAGUUGGACUAUUUCUUUGCCAGUCGGCGGCUGCUAGACGAGGUGAGGACCCUCGGCUCUCGGCGGUUCCCCACGCAGUUGAACGCAUGGUUGGUGCACCAAGUGUCCACCACUGACCAGGCUGACUGCGGGCCUUCCACCAGCAACAACACUGACACCACCUCGGGGUUAGAGAGCCCCGGGGACGAGGCCAGGGAUGACAGUGAACACCUGCACGACGGUGGCCGAGAGGUUUGCCAAACAAUCCCUGAACUUGGACAAAGGCCUUGUAGCAAUGGAGCCUGUGGGUUCCUUAAAGAGGAGGAUGAUGUUAAAGUCAAAGUGGAGGAAGAACCUGACCCACUCACUCAGCUGGCUCACAGUUCCACACUGGAACAAGAGAGUCUUCUGGAAGGCAUCACAGCGCUGUCUGAUCCAGCCCGCCACCAGCCUCCUACCAUUGAUAUUGAUCAACACUGGAGCAAUUUACUCUCUUUGUCGGUUACCGACCUUGACGACUUGGACUCCCUUGUUACUGAGCGUCUGUCAGACCUUGACGCAGAUAUCCCCAGCGCCAUAAGCCAGGAUGUCAGUUUGCAUGACGCUAUGGUCACCAGAGCGUUUGGUGUGGCGUCUGAAAGAGUUGAGUCCCGGCCAGUCAACCAACAGCAGAGGACCCUCUUCCGACUGGAAUCCACGGGCUCCUCACACUCAGACCCAUCACCAGGGAUGGCAGUGGGUCUGGCUGCUCUCCCGUUUGCUUCAGUAUGUAAUUUAACUGGAAAUGUGUCAUCGCAUAGCGAACUGGGUGGCUGUCUGGAUGAGGCAGUGUUUGACCAGAUCAAUCAGCUGGGUUUGGAAGGCCUGGACACCCAGCUGAUGGGCUCUCUGGAGAGCAUAAACCCACAGGUCCUCGAGGAAUUGGACUCAGACUCCGGUCUCUCCUUGGAGAGCAGCUCUGGAGGUCCAGUCUCCCCAGGUUCAUCCGAGAUGUCAUCGUCAUCCAGUUCAUACUGUGAGGAUGAGUGUGGAGCUACAGGCUACAGCAGUGAGGUUGAUUCAGUCCCCUCAAAGGGCAUCAUGGACUACAACACAACGUGGUCACCCAUUGAUCUGAGUGAGAGCGUGUGGCAUGACCACAGCUACUCAUCUCCUGCUUUCUUCAACCAGCCGUCAGUGACACUUCCUCACAAAGGUAUCAAAGAGGAGCCUCUCAGCGAUGAUGAUGCGACAACGUACGAAGACAGGGAUCUGAGUCGUGAUGAGAUGCGCGCCCGUGCCAUGUGCAUCCCCUUCUCUGUCCUGCAGAUCGUCAACAUGCCUGUGGAGGAGUUCCUGGAGGUCCUCGACAGUCACGGCUUCUCCCCUGAACAGGUGACCCUCCUGAGGGAUAUCCGCAGACGGGGAAAGAACAAACUGGCAGCGCAAAACUGCCGGAAGCGCAAACUAGAUGCCAUCACAGGGCUUCAAGAAGAGGUGGAGAGGUUACAGGCUCAGAGAGCCAGGCUACUGAGGGAGAAACAGCUUACAGCCAAGACAAUGGGGGCUGUGGGCCAGCAGAUCAAGCAGCUGACCAGAGACGUCCUGGCCCGGCUGAGAGAUGGUUCAGGACGGCCCUUGAACCCAGAAAGAUUCACCCUGCAGUGCGGGGCUAAUGGGAGGGUUGUAGUUCAGCCUGUGAGACGGCCUGCUGUUGCCACAUCAACAGGCAACAAAACAGACAAGCGGAAGAAGGACAAAAAGCAAUGAUGCAGUAUUGCCAGAUGAGACUUAAGCUUUUUAGAUUUUUGGAUAUUUUUGGACUUAACUUGCCUGACUCUGGUUUUGGGAUCUCCUCUUUUGCCUGUGUGAGUGGAUUCACCACUGUUUGGAGCCUAGAUCUGCAAAAGCUGCAAAAAGAAAAGACACUCGGAAAAUAAAAAAUACAAAAAUCUCUGUAAAUAAAAUUUCUCAUGGGGAAAAUGUAGCUUACACACUGGACAUUUUAUGCUUAUUGAAGAUUGACAAGGCACCCGGGGCGGUUUAAGGGAUCAGUUAAGCUGCCAGCAAUGCUACCAGUCUCUCUGUGCUUGUUAACAUUCAAGUCAUUAAGGCUACCGUGUUACAAACAGACAACCAGACAUCCCUAAAGUCAACAUGGACAGCAGUGGGACACUCACUGGAUAGGGAUCUCAGCGGAGGAUUCUGUUUGUUUGUUUUUGUUUGUUUGUUUGUUUGUUUAUUUGUUUGUCUCCAUCUUGCCUCAACGUAUACCUAUUCAGUAUAAAGAGGUUAAAGAUUGUAUUUAUUAAAGUUUCUGAGGUUCCUGAAAUGCUUAUAUGCAUCAUGAGACUGUCAGCGGCAGUAUCUUUUUUUUUUCUUAAUGGUAAGUUUAUCUCGGAGUGGUGAGAAUAUUGGGACCUUGCCUAUCUAAAGUUUACAGCUUUGUUUCAGAUAUUUGAGGGCAUGUACUGUUCAGUAGAAAUUUGUACUGAAAUGUUGUUUUCCUUAUGUCUUUAUGACAUACAAUAUACCAAUGAUUAAAUUGACAAGGCCUUAAUUUGCAUUGGAUAAGUGUUUUGGUUAUUGUGAGUGCCCAUUAUCAUAACAAAAAUGUUUGUAAAGAGGCUACCAUCUCAUGUUUUACAUUAAUGUUGAGUGAUUUGUUUCAAGCACAAUUUUUCUUAACCCUUUCAUUUUAAAUACUUAAGCGUUUAGGCAAGAUUAUAUUCUACCUCACGCCUUGGUUUAUGUUGUAGAUUUUGGCUAAGUAAAAAAACAAAACAAAAAAAAAAACAUGAUUGGCUCCUUGACUACAAAUUCUUCAUUAUUGAAUUGUCCCUUAAUGGACCUAAAACCUCCUAUUUCUGAAAAAAAAGUAAAAAUUCCAAGCACCAACUCUAUUUAAUAAGAUUGAAUGUUGUUUGGUUGUUGCUUUUUAUAUAAUUGAAAGAGAGUUGAAAAAAGUAUUUAGUAAAAGAUGCCACCCCAUUCCUUGGCAUAUGUCUUUAUACACUCAGCUGAGUGAGUUGAAUGGAGAAAGGAGCAUAACGUAAAAGUGUAACACAUGAAUUAUUUUUUUCCUUGUCCCUCACAAACUUGUACUCAAUUUUCCGGUUUGACCAAGAGUUUACUUUUCUGUUUGUUGAAAUUUCAAUCUGUUUUUGGGGCAAAUGUUUUUGAUUGCAUGGUGAUUGUUGACUGUUGAUAGUAUGAUUUUUGCUUAGGGAAAUUGAAAUGCUCUUGCUGACAUUGUUCUUUCUGAUUUAAAAAAAAAAACA
Anoplopoma fimbria (sablefish) is the source of this 3883-nucleotide messenger RNA. It is a transcript of the gene nfe2l3, whose product is annotated as nfe2 like bZIP transcription factor 3. Gene Ontology annotation, molecular function: RNA polymerase II cis-regulatory region sequence-specific DNA binding; DNA-binding transcription factor activity, RNA polymerase II-specific. The record is from RefSeq and is a predicted model, not a curated record. Gene Ontology annotation, cellular component: nucleus. The coding region runs from base 429 to 2372 and encodes 647 amino acids. Lineage: Eukaryota; Metazoa; Chordata; Actinopteri; Perciformes; Anoplopomatidae. The transcript has 5 exons. Gene Ontology annotation, biological process: regulation of transcription by RNA polymerase II.